This is a messenger RNA of Schistocerca serialis cubense, 924 nucleotides long. RefSeq names its product trissin receptor-like. The transcript is spliced from 4 exons. Gene Ontology annotation, biological process: G protein-coupled receptor signaling pathway. Gene Ontology annotation, cellular component: plasma membrane. Bases 1 to 924 code for a protein of 307 amino acids. The record is from RefSeq and is a predicted model, not a curated record. Lineage: Eukaryota; Metazoa; Arthropoda; Insecta; Orthoptera; Acrididae. Gene Ontology annotation, molecular function: neuropeptide Y receptor activity.
AUGUCGCGCCGGCUGCGCUCCAUCACCAACUUCUUCCUGGCGAACCUCGCCAUCGCAGACCUCUGUGUCGGCCUCUUCUGCGUCUUCCCACACCUCUACCUGCAGCUCUACAACGACUGGCUGCUCGGUGAGGCUAUGUGCAAGAUGACGGUAUUCGUCCACACUCUGAGCUACACGGCGUCCAUCCUCAUCCUGGUGGUGAUCUGCACCGAGCGCUACGUCGCCAUCAUACACCCCAUCGCCUGCCGGCGCAUCCUCACGCCGGCCAGACUCAUGGCGGUGGUGGCGUGGGCGUGGCUGCUGGCGGCCGGCUACUCGUCGCCGCGGCUGCUGUGGAUGAAGACGGUGCGGCUGGGCAACCAGACGCUGUGCGCGCCGGACCGGUCGCGCUACGACCAGGGCCUGCUGGACGGGCUCACGUUCGGCCUGCUGUACGUGCUGCCGCUCGCCGUCAUGCUGGCGCUCUACUCGCGCAUCUCCGUGGCGCUCUGGCGCAGCAGCCGCGGUCUCUCGCCGGCGGGGCACUGCCACCAGCACCAGGCCGUCUCCUCGCUGCACGUGCUGCGCGCGCGGCGCGGCGUCGUGCGCAUGCUGAUCGCCGUCGUGGUGACGUUCGCCGCUUGCAACCUGCCGCUGCACGCGCGCAAGAUGUGGCAGCUGUCGGCGUCGUCGUCGUACGACGGCCAGUCGGCGUUCAGCGCCGUCUUCACGCCGCUCACCUUCCUGGCGACGUACCUGAACGCGGCCAUCGACCCGCUGCUGUACGCCUUCAUGUCGCGCAACUUCCGGCGCGGCGCGCGCGAGCUGCUGUGCGGCGGCUCGGCGGGGUCCGGUGCGCGCCGCCGCCUGCGCUCGCUGUCGCUGCUGCAGCGGCGCGGCUCCUCCCGCUCCACGGCCAACUCCAGCCUCACCAACAGCAGCUGA